Molecule: messenger RNA, 2799 nt
Organism: Scatophagus argus
Lineage: Eukaryota; Metazoa; Chordata; Actinopteri; Scatophagidae
Product: vasoactive intestinal polypeptide receptor 1-like
Exons: 13
Coding region: 218-1582 (454 amino acids)
Biological process (GO): adenylate cyclase-modulating G protein-coupled receptor signaling pathway; cell surface receptor signaling pathway
Cellular component (GO): plasma membrane
Molecular function (GO): peptide hormone binding; vasoactive intestinal polypeptide receptor activity; G protein-coupled peptide receptor activity
Source: RefSeq, a predicted model, not a curated record
AGAGAGAGAGAGAGAGAGAGAGAGCAGAUGUGCGACAGCAGCUCUUCACUCCCGCAAGUUUGCAGCUCGCGGGAGAGAGCGAGGAUUCAUCUAUUUUAGGUUGACAUUUUCAUACCGAGACUAUAAAGAAGAAGUGAGUCUCCAAGAGGCGCAGAGGAACAAAUAAACUGGAUCUGCGCGCACAUCAUCAUCACCAACACACCACCACCACCACCCGAUGAGGGACAUUAAGAAGACAGAUAAGAACAUGGAAGUGUGUUGUAAGAGACCGCCAGGACGACACGAGACAUUCAUACUCCUCAUCUUUUAUCUUCAUCUGUGGUGCGGGCCGAAUGCUGAAGCAAUUCAUCCGGACUGCGCCAUCAUAUCUGAGCUUUUGAGGGCUCGGGAGAUCUGUAGCCAAACGACGAGGAGCGAAGCGCAAAACCGGACGGACCGCAGCGGAUGUAAAACAGAGUGGGACAAUAUUGGAUGCUGGCUGAGAGCUGAAGUUGGGCAGGUGGUCAAUGUAUCCUGCUCUGAAGUCUUCCAGCAUCUCUCCAGCAAUCAAGGGUUUGUUUACAGGAACUGUACUGCUGAUGGCUGGUCAGAAAUGUAUCCACCCUAUGAGGAGGCCUGUGCCUUCAAUGAUGACAGUGAGCCUGAAUCUGAGACGAGUUACCUCUCUAUGUUCAGACAGGUUUACACUGUGGGCUAUGCCACCUCGCUCAUCUCCCUCAUUACAGCCAUAGUGGUGUUUACAGCCUUCAGAAAGUUUCGCUGCACCAGAAACUACAUCCACAUCAACCUGUUCUCCUCCUUCGUUCUGAGAGCCAGCGCUGUUUUCAUUAAAGACACCGUGCUGUUUGCUGAUGAGACCCUGGACCACUGCUCCGUGUCCACGACGGCUUGCAAGUCAGCCGUGGCUUUCUUCCAGUUCAGCAUCCUGGCCAAUUACUUCUGGUUGCUGGUGGAGGGCAUGUAUCUGCAGACCCUGCUGGCCCUGACCUUCGUCUCUCAGAGGAAAUACUUUUGGUGGUACAUCCUGAUUGGAUGGGGGUUCCCUUCAACAGUUCUUAUACUUUGGGUGUUGACAAGAUUCUUCUAUGAUGACAAGGGUUGCUGGGAUGACACAGACAAUGUUGGUAUUUGGUGGAUUAUUAAAGGACCAAUAACAGCUUCACUGCUGGUCAACAUAGUCAUCUUCAUCAAUGUGAUCCGGAUUCUGGUUCAAAAGCUUAAAUCUUCAGCCAUGGCCGGGAACAAUGACACUGGAAGUUUUAUGAGGCUGGCAAAAUCUACCCUGUUCCUCAUCCCUCUGUUUGGGAUGCACUACACAGUAUUUGCCUUCCUGCCUGAGAACACUGGAGUGGCAGCCAGACUGUACAUCGAAUUGGGGCUGGGAUCCUUUCAGGGUUUUGUGGUGGCACUGCUUUACUGUUUCAUGAAUGGAGAGGUCCAAACAGAGCUGCGGAGGUGGCUGAGGAAGUGCCACAAUCAAAAUCAUCUCACCCCAGCCAAGCGAAGUAUCACUCAGAUCACAAUCAGAGCCCGCGGGGGGCUCGGGCGGCCUCCUUCUAGUGGCAACAUCUCUUCAGUAUGAUUUCGAGAGACUGUCUGUGGGAGAAAAGUUGUGAGAAUCUGAAGUUAAAUAUCAGAGGUAGUUCUCAAAGCUCAACCUACUGAUGAAAUUAAUUCAACACAACGUCUGUGAACAGACUAUAAUGAACAAUGGUGAGUGAUUGAGGAAACAUUGUGUCAGAUGCAUUAUAUCCAUGGCAGCACACAUUUCUGAGUUUAACCAGCAUGGUUCAUCUUCUAUAAUAGUUGCAACCAAAAAAUGCUAAAAAGAAAAGCAACACUGGUGCCUGGGUUGUUCGGAUGCCCAGGUGACAGGGCGGAAAGACGAGACCACAGUAGAGACGGGGCUGGCCCUGAGCCAGUAUGAGGGUGAUUUCACAUGGCUGUGUCUAGAGUUUGGACUGCAUGAGUACAAAAAUGAGCAAAUGGCGAGGGAUUAUAGACUACUGUGGAAACAGUGGAUGUUUGAACUUAGCUAAAUUAUGUGAAAUGAGCUUGAGUUGUCAAAUUGUUUUGUGCUGCACAGAAGAGAAGUUACCUACUUGGGUCUGCUUUGCCAAUUCAUUUCUGUACAACAAUUCGCCUUCUGCCAGAAUGAACUUUUCAGUCAUAACUAUCCAGAGGGAGCUGAUUGAAUGUAUUUAAUGUCAUGUGUGCGUGUGAAGCUAUAUGUAUUUAUAUAUAUAUAUAUAUAUUGGUACGUCAUAGCUUAAAACACUUCAGACUUGAGCCAUCUUUGAAACAAAGUGAAUAUUUAAGCGAUUUCGUAAUAUUUAUUAAGCUAGUUUUCUUUCUUCAUGUGUAAUUUUUUACUGGGUGCCAGGCAUUUAUGUGGUAAACUGGCAUCAAAACGGUAGGCUUCUCUAUGAAAAGCAUUUCAACUGACACGGCAUUGCAAGAUUCAAAGUAUAUUUUGAAAGCUUGGCAUUGCACCUGUAUGCAAGUUGGUCAUAUUUUGAUGACUGAUGAUGUCUUGUUUUAAAGGUGAAAAAAAAACAAAAAACCAAACCCUUGUUUUGGUUUUUGUUUUUUUGCUUGUUUUCUUUGUUUUUUUUAAUAGACCAUGAAUAAUUAAUGAUAUUGUACCGUUAGGCACUUGGACCGUCAUUGUCAGCAUACAUUAUGAUUUAAUCUUGCACUUUAUUUUAUAUUGAAUAUAUUUUCAUUGUUGUUGUUCUGGAUCUAGUGGUGCUUGGCCGGUGUAGAGAAAAGCACAAUAAAUGGAAGAAAAGUGGUUUG